Vicugna pacos (alpaca) is the source of this 582-nucleotide messenger RNA. The record is from RefSeq and is a predicted model, not a curated record. Lineage: Eukaryota; Metazoa; Chordata; Mammalia; Artiodactyla; Camelidae.
AUGCCUGGUGUGGCCCAGGACAACCAGGGCAGGAGGCGUGUAGAGGACCUGAGAUUUUGUGAAGAACCCAAGCCUGGAGACCUGAUUGAGGUUUCCCGCAAUUUGUACCAGCACUGGGCCAUCUACGUGGGAGGUGGCUAUGUAAUCCAUCUGGUUCCUACAGGUGGAUUCUCCGGGGCUAGCUCCUCCAGCCUCUCCUCCAGUCUGAGCUGCAGGGCGGUGGUGAAGCUGGAGUGCCUGGAGAACGUGGUAGGGGGCUGCCGCUAUCGCAUCAACAACUACUUGGACCAGCAGUGCAGCCCAUGGCCCCUGCACAAGAUCCUCAAGUCUGCCUAUGAGAAGAUUGGUGAGGACAGAGAGUAUUGUCUUAUAUGCAAGAACUGUGAGCACUUCGUCACUUACCUGAGAUACGGGAAGGCCCACUGCAGUCAGGCAGCUCCUGGUGCCCUCGCAGGUUGUCAAGGGGAGUCUGGACCAACCCAGGACCAUGACAGGCCUCCUAAGGCUCCAGAGAGCACCCAGGCAGGGAUGCUCAAGGUCCAUGGGUCUAUGUACCAGCUCAGGAACAUUUUUAUGUCGUGA